AUUAUAUUUGUUACAUUAUUUGAGUUUGCAAGGCUGAAACUCUCAACAACCACCAACACCACCACCACCACCACUACCACCCCAAGCAGCAGAUGACUGAUAAACCCUCCUCCAGAACCCGAACCGAAAAGUAAUCCCUCUCUCUCUCUCUCUAAAUUCUUCAUUAACUACUUUCUCUCUCUCUAAUUCUUCAUUACCUGCUCUCUUCUUUGUUUCUGUGAAUCGCGGCUUCGAGGCUAGUAGGCAUUGCGAUGGAGUAAGGUUGUCCGGGCAAGUUUGGAGAUCUGGUGAAAUGGAAGACUGUGUCUCUGCUGUGAGGAGAUGGGAGGACUUGGAGACGGAUAUUUUGGUCAAGAUUUUUCAGUCGUUUGAUGUGUUUGAGUUAACUUCCGGAAUAGCUCAUGUUUGUAGUGGGUGGCGUUUGGCGUGCUGUGAUCCUCUGCUGUGGAAGACGUUGGAUUUGUCGAUGAUGAAAUCUAAUUUCAUCAAAAUCCCGUCGGAGCCUUAUGUAUAUGUGGAUGACCCGUCCGAUAAGCUCUUGUCUCGUUUGUUGAAGAUUUCCAUGAGUCUCAGCAGGGGAAACAUCACGACCUUGAUUUUUCAUUUCAACUUAUAUGUGAGCGAUGAUCAGUUGACUUAUACUGCUGAAAGGUGCCCAAAGCUGAAACGACUAGUUUUACCAGGUUGGAACAGAAUAAAAAAGACAGGAAUCUGCAAGGCCAUUUCCUGCUGGAAGGAUCUUGAAUCCUUGACAAUGCCUAGCAUAGCGAAUCCCCCAUACUUCAUAGAAGAGAUUGCCAAGAACUGCAGGAACUUCAGAGAACUAAAGAUCAUGGGUCCUUGUGAUAUCUUUUUUGCUUCAACCCUAGUUGCAUAUCUUCCUAAGCUGAAGGUUUUAAGCCUCCGGUGCUCAAUGCUCCUAAGGGAGGCUCUCCUCAUGAUCUUGGAGGGCCUACCACAGCUAGAAGUUCUGAAUAUUUCGCAUUGCCUUCUUUUCGACCUCUCUCCAUCGCCUACAUCUAAAAAAAUUUUGAGAGAGAUCGAUCCUUUUAUCCAUGAGAAGGCCUCUCGACUACGCAGGUUUUUGACUUGCAGUCAAGACACCUGCGUGAUGUGCCAAAGGACGAAAACCGACGAGGGGAUCUUGAGGUGGUACAAGUAUGAAGAAGGGCUAUGGAAAGAAGACGAGGUGAGCUCCCUUGCUCAUUGAUUAGAGCAUGAGAAUGCAACUGUAAUCUAGUUGUUUAGAAGCUAUAUAUUGUGUAACCUUUGCCUUUCGUGAUUGUGUUGCUGUAUGACACAAUAAAACUUUUACCUCUAUUGACAUAUAAAAUACCUGAUGGAGAGCUGUAUUACUGAAUAAUAUCUGUGUUGGUAUACUGUUGUAUAAUCUAAGCUCUCCUCUGUACCCAAAGAUGUCCACAGUCUGAUAAUCAGGACCAGGAAGUAUUGGAAUCUUUCAUAGAAAUGUAGUGAAGACCUAAAAUAACACUUAUUCACAGUAA
Messenger RNA from Rosa chinensis, 1505 nucleotides. RefSeq names its product F-box/LRR-repeat protein At3g48880. Bases 293 to 1210 code for a protein of 305 amino acids. The transcript has 3 exons. The record is from RefSeq and is a predicted model, not a curated record. Lineage: Eukaryota; Viridiplantae; Streptophyta; Magnoliopsida; Rosales; Rosaceae. Gene Ontology annotation, molecular function: protein binding.